AUGGCUUUGAAUCAGACUUGGACGGCUGGACUGUGUGAGGAGGACGAGUGCAUGAAGCUGGGGAAACGCAGCGGAGCUUUUGUGCUUGGUAUCUUCAUUAAGAACCAGGAUACUCCCAUAGUCAAAGCCAACAACAGGAAUCUCUCCUACAUUCUCCUCGUCUCCCUUCUGCUCUCCUUCCUUUGUGCCUUGCUUUUCAUCGGCCAACCAGGGAAGCUCUCGUGUCUCCUUCAGCAAACUACUUUUUGCAUUAUCUUCUCAGUGGUCAUAUCUUGUGUGUUGGCCAAGACCAUCAUUGUGGUUCUAGCUUUCCUAGCCACCAAACCAGGGUCUAGGAUGAGAAACUGGGUGGGGAAACGAUUGGCCAACUCCAUUGUUCUUUGUUGCUCUUUGAUUCAAACCACUAUUUGUACAGUUUGGUUAAUAACUUCUCCUCCAUUCCCAGAUUUUGAUUUGCACUCAAUGACUGAUGAAAUGAUUCUGAAAUGUAACGAAGGGUCAGUCGCCAUGUUUUACUGUGUCUUGAGUUACCUGGGUUUCCUGGCCACUGCCAGCUUCACAGUAGCUUUCUUAGGCAGAAGGUUGCCUGAUAGUUUUAAUGAAGCCAAGUUCAUCACCUUCAGCAUGCUGGUCUUUUGCAGUGUUUGGCUGACCUUUGUUCCAACCUAUUUGAGCACCAAAGGAAAAUACAUGGUGGCUGUGGAGGUCUUCUCCAUCUUAGCCUCCAGUGCUGGGUUGCUAGGCUGCAUAUUUUUCCCUAAAUGUUAUAUUAUAGUUUUGAGGCCUGAACUGAACAUCAAGGCUCAAAUUGCAAGAAGACUAAAUGAAAGAAAUUGA
Molecule: messenger RNA, 837 nt
Organism: Heteronotia binoei (common prickly gecko)
Lineage: Eukaryota; Metazoa; Chordata; Lepidosauria; Squamata; Gekkonidae
Product: vomeronasal type-2 receptor 26-like
Exons: 3
Coding region: 1-837 (278 amino acids)
Biological process (GO): G protein-coupled receptor signaling pathway
Cellular component (GO): membrane
Molecular function (GO): G protein-coupled receptor activity
Source: RefSeq, a predicted model, not a curated record